AUGUUUUUGGAUCUCGAAGGUGCAGAGAGCUGCUGGGAGCGGUUUCUGUCUGCACGGCGGAAACCAGGUGAUCUGGCGGUACUGGGUGAUUUGAACGAGAACCCCAGCGGACUCCCGAGGCGCAGAGUGUCACAGUUCUCCGCUGAGAUGUGUGGCCACUCUGUACGGGAAGUUCUCUCCUUAAGUCCGCCUCCGGCAGCGCGGUCGGAUGCAAGGCAUGCCGCGAGCCUCUCCCCAGUUCUUGGAUUUGGAGAGCGUUCGUUAUCUCCACGACUGCGAAGAGGAGGAACGGAAAGCGAUAGUCAGCUCGCGGCUGAUGAUGCUGGUAUGCCACGGCGUCGAUUAUCUGAGUUUUCAGCCAGAAUGCAGAGUGGCAGUGCUGUACGCGAGGCGCUUUCCCAUAGCCCUGCACGGAAAUUCCUCAGAGGAUGCAGAGGAGAGAGGAGAUUCAAGCACAGCCUUGCUCCGGCAUCUGCGCGAGAAUCCGUACUGAGCGGCUACGGGGAACGCCAGGAAUCUGCGCGGCGCUUGCUGCAGGUGAGAGGAGAAAGCAAGGACUUUGCAGACAGAGGGAGAUCCUCGAGCGGAAUUCCCUGGCGCCAGCUUCCUCUCUAUGAUUGUCACGGCCUGCUGCUUCAAACCGGGAGUUCCAUCAAACCAGAUCUAGCACUUCGAGCGCCUUCUGUCUUUUCCGAACGUUUACACAGCAGCGAUGCUGUAAAGGAUUUGCUUUCUGGAGAGCACUGUCGGGGCCGCAUGAGCCUGCAGAAUUGGCAGCGAGAGGAAUCUAGACAGUCGCUGCACCGCAGAGACAUUGCCCCAGCAUUGACAGCAGCAUCCAGAGCAAGUGGCCACGCAAUGGAGACCGAGAGGUCUCGCUGCCUCGCCAAGUUUGACCGGCUUUGUGCUCAAACUCCGCGUGCUGGGCGAGCAGGGCCUCGACCGGAUGCAGUGGCCACUGCCGAGGAUGUCAGACAUCUGCACGGAAAGAACAGAAGUGGACAGGAGCAGCCUUCUCAAUGCAUACAAGCUCCAUCAGCAUCGCCACGUUCGAUGCCAUCACCCGCAGUCCCAGCAGAUCCAGAGCCGCUCCGGUGUACGCAGCCGCAGAGUCGGUCGCGUCGCACGUAUGCUUUCGAAGCAGAUAUGGCAAAGAUCUCGUUGGCGGCUGGGCGCCUUGCAACGGCAGCCUGCAGCGCAUCCACAGCAACUCCGAGGGGCGCGCGGUUCCUCGGCUUCAUUCCUCGCCAGAGGGAGAAGGUCCGGAGGGAGCCGGAGGUCUUGUGCGACACGAGCCUCGGAUCACCGGCACAUAUGAACCAGAAUUCUCAGGACAUCACUUCGCUUGCGGCUGACAAAGUAACAGUGAACGAGUCGUUGAAACCUUUCGAUGACAAGGUUGGCCAGGUUGUUGAAUUCAUCGACAAGAUCAUUGGUCACGGCCGAGGACAGCCGCCGUCACAGCCAGAGUCUGAAGGGCAGCUGACACCAACUCCGGACAAGAAGCAGGAUUGUUCUUUGCUUCGUCAGCAUGCGAAGCGAGACAAGGCUCCCCCCGAACCAGAGCCGGAAGUGGACGUCGGCGCACAUGCAAAAGAUGUCGCGCUGUAUCCGCGACUCCUCACGUCAGCCCUGGAAGCUGAGAAGGCCUCCACUGCAACAGCAUUGCGCCAGAAAGACCAGACGGUGCAGAAGGAAAGGGACAUCGUGCCUGACAAGGCACGCAGCAACAAGACGGCAUCGAGCCAAACGCGAAAGAAGCAAGCGAAGUUUACUGCGCUGAUGCAGCCAGACCUUGGCAAGCUGCGGGAUAGGCGGAAGGCGGCGGAAGGUCUUGUUGACUUUGCAGCUCUGCUCGCGGCUGAUGUACACAGCCGUGCAUCAGAGACCGGAGCUCUUCGUGCAGAAGCCAAGCAUGAUUGCACAGAUUUCGAGUUGCACAAGCCGUCCAGGACACUGAUCGAAGACGGCUUGCAAGAGGACUUGCAAGGGUUGUGGGUCAUGCUGUGGCUGCAAAAGCAGAUGUUGUCCUUCCACGCCAUGGCAUCAAAAGCUGGCCGCGAGCAUUUGGUCCCAUUCAUCACAGUGACCCUCAUCGGCGUGAAGAAGUCCAGCGAGGCUCCAAUUGCCUCCUGGGGAGAGGUCAUUACAGAGCAGCCGAGAAAGAGCAUCCGGAUGCAGGGAAGCGAGAGCGCCAAGAAAGCACGCAGUGACGUGGCAAAGAAGUAG
Molecule: messenger RNA, 2229 nt
Organism: Symbiodinium necroappetens
Lineage: Eukaryota; Dinophyceae; Suessiales; Symbiodiniaceae
Source: the annotation of a GenBank genome assembly